Vicia villosa (hairy vetch) is the source of this 1284-nucleotide messenger RNA. RefSeq lists its product as uncharacterized. The record is from RefSeq and is a predicted model, not a curated record. The transcript has a single exon. Lineage: Eukaryota; Viridiplantae; Streptophyta; Magnoliopsida; Fabales; Fabaceae. The coding region runs from base 1 to 1284 and encodes 427 amino acids.
AUGGCUAACAGUGUGACCGUCAACAAAGAGGCUACGAAAAGUACCUUCACUUGCAGUUUUUACCGUGAGGACACGACCCCUUUGGUUCAGUUGAGCACCCUAGUUACUGGGCACAAUCUGGAUGAGUUCAGAAAGACUUAUGGCCACAUUCUGCUUAUGUUAACUACUCGUAUUGAUGAGUGGGGUCUCUAUACUCUUCUUCAGUUCUAUGAUUCUGAGCUGCGCUGCUUCACCUUUCAAGAUUACCAAUUAGCCCCUACCCUCGAAGAGUAUGCACACAUUCUUCAAAUCAAAGUCCAACAUAAGGUUCCUUUUGUAUGUGUACCUGAGAAGCACAAAAUGGACCGCAUUGCGGGUGCUCUUUAUUUGAGCUUGAAGGAUGUUACGGAUAACUGGAAGCCUAAUGGUGGAACCCAUGGAUUCUAUGUGAGAUUUCUGAUGAAGAAGGCUGAAGCCCUUGCUAUUGAGGAAAAGUGGAAAGAAUUCAAUGCUCUCCUGACCGUCAUGAUCUAUGGAUUAGUGAUGUUCCCGAAUAUUCCAAAUUUUGUCGAUCUUACUGCCAUCUGUCUCUUUAUGGAUCAAAAUCCUGUGCCCACUCUGUUGGCCGACACUUAUUAUGCCAUCCAUUCUAGGUAUGGGAAAAAAGGAUCAGUUGGGGGCUGUUUACCAAUACUAUACGAAUGGUUUUCUUCACAUUUGCCUAAAAGCGGAGCGUUUGUCACCACAAGAGAUUCACAGAAAUGGCCUCAAAGGAUCAUGGGACUUACUGCAAACGAUAUUGUUUGGUAUCACCUCCGAACAAACAUAGAGCAAGUUAUAACCAGAUGUGGCAAUUUUGACAAUGUUCCUCUCAUAGGAACAAAAGGAGUUAUCAAUUAUAAUCCGAGGCUCGCACUGCGCCAGUUGGGUUUUGCACUGAAGGACAAGCCUUUGGAUAAAGAGAUAUUCGAGACUGUUUGCUUUGAGAAAGGAACCGACCCAAAAGGUUUGGAGAAGGCAAGAAGCGCGUGGAACAACAUUCAUACAGAUGACCGAACUACCUUGGGGGGGAAGAAUGCUAUUGCUAAGCAAGCUUAUACUGAAUGGGUUAAAGAGAGAGUUAAGGAAUGCCUGUUGCCCUUCCCGAAGGUUAGUCCUCUAUAUGAACAACCACCUGAGAUUUUAACUGCCACUGUACCAGCUGAAGAGUACAACCAAGUGCAUGUGGAAAAUAUCCGGUUGCGAGAAAAAGGGGAAGAUGCUAAGAUAAAGUACUUCUUGGUGGAUCAGAAAAGGGAUGAAUAA